This is a messenger RNA of Laccaria bicolor S238N-H82, 1540 nucleotides long. RefSeq lists its product as uncharacterized. The coding region runs from base 1 to 1323 and encodes 440 amino acids. The record is from RefSeq and is a predicted model, not a curated record. Lineage: Eukaryota; Fungi; Basidiomycota; Agaricomycetes; Agaricales; Hydnangiaceae. The transcript has a single exon.
AUGAAGGACCUCCUCCUCUCCCACCCUCCUGCACACACACACCCCGUAACGGUAAAGGGAGCAGAGGCGUGGGAGUUGGAGUUGGGUGAGACUGUUAAGCAUGCUGGGUCUGCUGCUGCUGAUCCCCGUGGGGUUGUUAGGUCGGGCAGGGGGAGGAACUUGGUUCGUGUGAGGGUUGGUGGUGGUGGUGAGGGGGGUCAAUCUGUUGGGGAGAAAACUGGAGAAGAAGGGAAAGGGAAAGGGACCGCGAAAGACGAAGAAGAGAAACCAAACGCGAAUGAGGGGGAUAAGGAAAAGAAAAUGGAAGACGUGGGAGACCUAGAGGAGAGGAAACCGGAUUUAUGGAGCGUUUUUGAUCUUGAGCCGCCUCGAGGAGCGUUAGUGGGGUCUGGAGAUAUGGAUGAUCCUUCAGCUCUGGGCGCGCACUCCCACCCAACAGAACAAGACGUCCUAAAGCCGUUAGAGCACGACCUCACUGCCCUCUGCACAACACGCCAAGAAGACCAACAUGAGCUCGCGUCUGGAGAUGCUUCAGCUCUGGGUUUGGGCCCACCCUCCACCCUGGACUCGCACAUCCCCACAACAGAACACGACCUCCUCACAACCCGCCAAGAAGCGCUAGACCAACGUGAGCUUGCCCUGGCAGCUAGACAGGAGAGGAUUGAGGGGAUGGAGGAGAGGGUUGGGGAGGUGCAGAGGGGUGUUGGGUAUCGUGAGGAGGCUGUUGAGCGACAUGAGGAGGCGGUUGAGAGGAUGGAGGAGGCGGUUGGGAAGAGGGAGGAGGCGGUUGAAAGGAGGGAGAAAGAGGUGGAGGGGAGGGAGCGAGAGCUACAAGGGAGGGAAGAGAAGGUCGCGGAAUUGGAGCAAGCUAUUGAUGAGCGAGGACGGGCGCUCGAUCAGAGAGGAUCCGAGCUUGAACAACGUUCUAAGCGGGUUCAAGAGUUCGAGGAAACACGUUCUCCUCAAGUUGGUGCUCCCAACGCGUUGACUUUAUCGAAUUCAUGGCCCAUCACUCUUCUUCGGUCUGUGGUCUUUCGUGUAUUAGGCGACAAGACACCUUUCCUCUUUGCUUCUUCUAUCCCAAGUUCUUCUCCUUCCUCCUCCAACCCGAAUUCAAGCUCAUCCACUACCACCACCACCCCUCAGAGAAGACCCCGACGCGACUGGGAAGCCCGGCGCGAUCUAUACCUAUCGACAGGCGGACGGGCGAGUUACCUCGUUCUCGUGGGCAUUGGCGUGUGUGCCGUUGUGUUGAAGGUGCUUGUGAGGAGGUUGACUGGGUUUGGGAUUUGGAGUUGGUUGAGGAGGAGGGGGAGGAGGUAGCGUUGACUUUGAGGGCGGGAGACGCUUUGCGGUUCUAUGACUUUGAUGACACUUACGACUUUUUUCACGAUCUCUUUUUGACUGAUGCUGACGAGGAAAUGAAUAAAUGAGUGGGUGUAUAUACAAGCGUUUUGGGUUUUGUUCGUGUAUAUCUCUUACUUAUACUUACCUUAUGUAUCGUUCGAAUCUUUGAACAGCGCUGAUUGUUUGAAAACUC